AUUAUAAAAUGGCUGACUCUGAAAAUGAGGAGGUGAUAAUAAUACUAACUUAACUGAAUACAUUUGUUAUUAUCCACAUAUUUCAUGAUUUGAUUAAAUCAUUACUUCAUUUGGUAUUUUUAUUCUAAUAGGAAAAUAAAAAUGAAUCCUUCGACUUCGAUAAUUUUUAAUUUACUCCGUAGCCUAUAUUUAACUUUAAAGUUAAGACUAAGACCAGUGUUAAGUGAGUCUCUUACUUACUCUUACUAACUAUCUUACUUAUAAUACUAAUUAGUAUAAUUUAUACUUUAUAUUAUUAGUAUAUAUUAUAUAUACUAGCUUAGAUUAGUAGUCUUAAUCUUCGAAUUCUAUCAACAGUAUCGGCCUUUACUCCUCAGUGCCUCAAUAUCAGUUAUUGUUCAGUGGUUUCACUGAAUUGGAAAGCUUGUCUAAAUGUCUUGACAAGACAUUCUUGUUGGUCUUGACUAACUACUAACUUGUCUUGAGUGAUGUAACUCAAAACUGUUAGUUCUAAGUUAUCUAGUCCUAGUAGCUUAUUUAAAUCAUUAUUUUAUUCUAUUAUUAUUAUUAUAUACAAUUUUUUACUAGGCCUAGUGCCUAGUUCAAUUUUAAGAAAUAAGUUAAAAUGCCUUAGACUUAAAUUACUUAGAUUUAAAAUAUAAACUAUCAUCUACAACUAUGUACUAAGUGUCCCUAGGCUUGACUUCUUUUACUAAGUAGGCCUAUACUACUAAUACUAAAUUAAUACUAGAUUCAUUGACGUUAGACAAAAUUAUUAGUAAAUAAACACAUAAUUUGUCAUAAUAAGGUGUCUCUGAACGCUCCGGACUUUUAACUACUAGCCUGCUACUACACUACAUAUAUUGAGAUUUUGUUUCAUUAUAUUGAAUAAUUUAUACUAAUUGAGAUGACAAUUAAAUUCUUAUAAAAAUUUCAAAUAUGACCAGGCCCAGGCCUAUAUUUAUAUUGCAUUUAAAGUUUAAAAAUUAGAUAAUAAUUUUUAUACACCUACUUUUGUUGUUUUUUUGUUCUUUUCUGAACAGAGAACCACUAAAUUGUUAUUGAUAGGAUUAAUAAGAUAAAAGUAUUAGGCUAUAUUUAAUACUUGUAAUAGCUUUUAGCUUAUUCAGCAUUUGAUCAACCUGUCCAAAUAAAAUCAGUUAUUCUGUUAUACAUAUUUUAUUAACUUAUUAUUACAGACCUCACCUGCUGCCAGCAGCAGAGAAUCUAGCCCAAUACGUAGCCCCCAUAGCCAGCAAAGUGGGAGUCCAGCAGCAAGUAACAGAAGUGAAAGUCCUGUAGGUAGUCAGAGAAGUAGAAGCCCCCAAAGUGGCAGUCCUAGGUCUAGGAGUGGUAGUCCCACAGGAAGUCAUAGAAGUGGCAGUCAACCUGCCAGUGAUAGAAGUCGUAGUGCAAGCCCAGGUAAAUUUCUAACAGUUCAAAAUGUUUUUGAAGUAUUUCAAAAACAUAGGCUUAGUUUACAUUGCAUUAUAUCUCCUCGUGUAUAGAGAACUUUUAAAAAGUUACUUAUAUUGAGUAAUAAGUGAUAAAUAUUUAGGGAAUUGUUCAAUGCUUUAUUAAAUCGAUUAUACAAAUAUCUUUCUCACAUUAAGUUUGCAAUUUUUAAAAAUAUUAUUGAUAUCAUGUAAUGAUGGAGAACAGGAAUAAUUUAUUUUUAUAUAGGUUAUAUUUCAAUUUAAAAAGUUAUAUUCGAAAGUCUUUUACAUUAAAUUUUCUCAUGAUUCAAUACGAAAAAUAAAGUUUAUUUUUGAAAUUCUGCACACACAAAAAUUUAAUGCCUACAUGUCUGUUUGUUACAGUUGGUAGUGAUCGCAGUAGAAGUCGUAGUCCUAAAGGUAGUCCAGCAGGUAGUCAAAGAAGUGGAAGUCCCGUUGAAAGUCACAGGUGUGUAAGUCAAUUGAAAUGCAAUGUAAACCUAUGAAAAGCCAUCCAUACUUAGUGUAACAAUAUAAAUAUAUCCAUAUUUAGUGUUUAACAAUAUAAAUAGAUUAUCAUUACUUUUUGUGAUAGCAUUAUUGUUUUAAUUUCUAAUUUAUAUAAGAUUUACAAUUAAAAUAAAUUUACUAAAAAUAAAACACAGAAAUUUGCAGCAUAUAAUUUAUGGCCACUGACUGAUAUAUCUUAUCAUUUUUGGAAUGCACAUUAGGAUUUUAACAACAACCUUCUUUUCAUUGAACCAAAAGUUCCUUUGAAUAAUUACAAUCUUGCCAUUUGAGAGCCAGUCGUGAUGUUUUAAGGUUUAGUUCCUUCAAAUUGGGGAUCUCCAACUGUUCAUAGUCAUUAGAGACAGAAUCUCAAUGAACCCUUUUAUCUAUAAAGGUGGCCAUUUUUAAAAAAAAUAUUCAUCAGCUGUUAAUGAUGCGAGUCUGAUUCUUUAAAUCACCUUACUUAAAUUCCCUACAAUAAAAAAAAAAAAAACCCUACAAAUUAUGAUAAAUUUCAGGAGUGGAAGUCCGACUGGUAGUAAUAGAAGCAGAAGUGCCAGUCCAGCAGGUAGCCACAGAAGUGGAAGUCAAGCAGGUAGCCAUCAUAGUGCAAGUCCACCAGCUAGUAACAGAAGUGCAAGUCCUGCAGGUAGUCACAGAAGUACUAGCCCAGCAGGUAGCCAUAAAAGUGCUAGUCCUGCAGGAAGCCAUAAAAGUGCCAGUCCUGUGGGCAGUCCAGGAAGUCCUCGAAGUGGAAGUCCUGUAGGAAGCCAUAGGAGUGGGAGCCCUGCAGGUAGCCAUCAAAGUGCAAGUCCUGUCGGUAGCCAUAAAAGUAGAAGCCCUGCAGGUAGCCACAGAAGUAGAAGUGCAAGUCCGACUGGCAGCCAUAAAAGUGCAAGUCCUGGUGGUAGCCAUAAAAGUGCAAGUCCAGCAGGUAGCCAUAGAAGUGCAAGUCCAGCAGGUAGCCAUAAAAGUGCAAGCCCAGCAGGUAGCCAUAAAAGUGCAAGCCCAGCAGGUAGCCAUAGAAGUAGAAGUCCAACGGGUAGCCAUAAAAGUGCAAGUCCAGCUAGUAGCCAUAGAAGUGGAAGCCCUGCAGGUAGCCACAGAAGUAGAAGUGGGAGUCCAGCUGGUAGCCAUAAAAGUGCAAGUCCUGUAGGUAGCCACAGAAGUAGAAGUGGUAGUCCAACAGGUAGCCACAGAAGCAGAAGUGGAAGUCCAGAUGGCAGUCACAAAAGUGGAUCAGAGCAUAGUAGUAGAGCAGGUAAAACUUCACUUCAUCAAAUUAUUUCUAAGAACCCAAAGGUUAAGAUCUUAAUCAGACAAAUCUUGCUUUAAAAAUGUUUUAAUAAAAAAUAUGUAAUUCUUCUAAAUAAAUUAUGUACAUCUGGAAGUAUCUGGCCAAAACCGUAUCUCAAUUUAAGAUGAAGAAAAGAGCAACAUGUAUUUAUAGCUGUCUGAAACAAUUUACUUGUGUUUUUCUCAGGGAGCAGAGCAAGCAGUGUUGACAGCCAGUCAUCAUCAAGUGAGUUGAGUAUACAAUAUUUUAUAUACAAGUACUCCUCACUUCGUCACCCACCCUUAAAACAACCAGCUCUCUAAAUGGUCAACUUUGCUCUUUCUGCAAACAAAUAAUUAGUAUCUGUGACCUAAAUGGUCGAAUGAUGAACUUUGCUCCAUCUGAAAACAAAUAAUUUGUAUCUGUGACCUAAAUAGUCAUAUGAUGAACUUUGCUCCAUCUGAAAACAAAUAAUUAGUAUCUGUGACCUAAAUGGUCAUAUGAUGAACUUUGCUCCAUCUGAAAACAAAUAAUUAGUAUCUGUGACCUAAAUGGUCGAAUGAUGAACUUUGCUCCAUCUGAAAACAAAUAAUUAGUAUCUGUGACCUAAAUGAUCGAAUGAUGAACUUUGCUCCUUCUGGAAACAAAUAAUUUGUAUCUGUGACCUAACUGGUGGUAUGAGGAACUUUGCUCCAUCUGUAAAAAAAAUAAUUUGUAUCUGUGACCUAAAUGGUCGUAUGAGGAACUUUGCUCCAACUGUAAACAAAUAUAUUGUAUCUGCGAUCUAAAAGGAAAUUUAGUUCCAGCUACAUUUUUUACCCCUUGUUUACAUUUUCAGAACGAAGAAGAAAGUCAGGUUCUGAUUCUGGUUCAGACAGCGAUGGACCGAGAAAAAAAUCUCGCAGGCAGAUUGGCAGUGAUGAUGAUGAUGGUGAUGGUGAACAUGAUGGUCUGGAUGAGAUUGAUCAGGCAGAGCGUGAUGCAUUACUCAAAGAAGGUUCGUCUCUGAAAGCAUUACUUUGCUCGUUGAAAAAAAAAAAUUGAACUGGUUUGCUAACGUUGAAAGUGUUUUACAUUUUUUGAGAACCAUUUUAUGAAAAUAUAGGUGAUAUUUCUAACAUUUAUUCUAGCGGCUUAAGAUAAUUAAUUUUUUUUUAAAGUGAUAAUGGUUAGAUAGAUGGCUGUUAGAGAUCAUUUUUCAUGUGCACUUAUAACUAUUUAAAAUUUCACUUUGGUCAGUUUAUUUAAGUCUGUGUUAUCUAAUUCUCUCCAGUUCUGCUGUAACAAUAAAAUCUCAGUGUUUGCUGUUUGUUUUGCUCCUACUCUUGCAGCUGAUAUGGACCUGACUGAUUUGAAUGCUAUGGAGCUGUUUGGUGAUGCUGGCGACAUUAGUUCUGAUGAGGAGGACAAGGAGAGGGGAGGAGCAGAAGAUACUGUGAAGAGAAGAGUGAGUCAUGCAUUUAUUACACAAUUUAGGGUUGGUCUCAAUGCUUGUUUCUCAUCACAAUAUAAUUGGCUGGGCUCUUAAUUGGUCUCAGUGCUAACAUGUGAUCACAAUAUAAUUGGCUGGGUUAUUAAUUGGUCUCAUUGCUUAAAUCUGAUCACAAUAUAAUUGGCUGUGUCCACUUCCUUUUAAUUGCUAUGUAUUUAUCUUUAGUGUCUAAUUUUAUCUCAUUUAAAUUGCAACCCUGACUGCUUUGUGAUAUUUGACUGAAGUCCAAGCUGGGACACACUGUAUUACAGUUUAUUACAGAGUAUAUACCAUAUUUAAUCUAUUUUAAAUAAAUUCUCCAUUUCAACAGGGAGUGAUAGAUGAUGAGGAUGAAAACAAAGAGGAAGAACCUCCAGAGAACAGAAUAGAAGUGGAAAUUCCUCGCAUUGUUACAGAUCUGGGCUCAGCAUUGCAUUAUGUCAAAUUACCCAAUUUCCUCAGUGUUGAGACAAGGUAAGGAGCUACAUGGUUUUUUUUUUGUUGUAUUGGUAAGCUGCUGUUCACAAUGAAGACGUGUAUUAUGACAAUUCCUAUUGCAUUAUCACAAUCUGAAACUAUCUUUUUUUCUUCACCCAUUUGAUGACAGCUGCUUGAAAAAGACAUGUGAUUUAUGAAUACAUUUUCUAUUACAGAUCAAAUCAAAAUAAAAAUGUUUGCUGUAUAAAAAAAAAUGAGAUCACAUCAUAGUAGAUAUAAAUAAAUUGAAUGAAAAUCACUGCCUAUGUAAAUAUAUGUGCAUGUCUUUCAUUGACAUGCAGUUCAAAGGAUAUCAAUUUUAUUGAGGAUAGGGCUGGCAAACAAAAAUUACACAAUAAAUCUUGUGAGCUUUGGAUUUUUCCAUCUUAAUUAUCCUACUGAUUAUCCCGAUGUCCAUGUCUGCAUCAUCAAUGCAUCUGCAUCAUGUUUAAAAAACAAUUUUUUCAGGAUAAUAUAGCUCGUGAUAUUUUUUUUAAAAUUAAUAACUAUGUAUGCGCUUGUCCUUAGACCUUAUGAUGCUGAAACAUAUGAAGAUGAGGUGGAUGAAGAUGAGGUGCUUGAUGAAGAAGGUCGAGCCCGUCUUAAACUCAGAGUGGAAAAUACAUUCAGGUGGCGGAAGAAACUGGACGACGAUGGGAAUGAGAUCAAAGAUGAGAAUGGCAAUGCUCAACGGGAAAGCAAUGCUCGCAUGGUGAAAUGGUCAGACGGAAGGUAAACAUGGCACGUCUGGUUUGGCUGGUGAACGUUUCCUGGAAAUGCUGUUACUCCCGUGCCCUAAUUAAAUGAUAUGUGUUAAAGAUAUACUUAGCCUUAAAAUCAACAACAUUAAUGUGUGAUUCGGCUUGAUCUUAACUCAUUCCAUACGGCUGCGAAUGAAUCCGUCAUUUGGGAGUUCCGAGGGAUACGUCCUGGCGCAUAGCCACACGACUCUCAUUUUUAAUUUAAAAUAUCAGUGAAAUAUUGCGCCGAGACUUCCAGCGAUGGCAUCAUUCUGCAUAAUUUCAAUUUAAGAAACGAAAGUUUUUAUUCUGUUUCACUUUCAAUCUGUGUGUGCUUUUUGGUACGGCGCGCCUAUAUCCAGCAUGUGUUCAUCCGAGGUCCCAAAUAUCAUUUUUGGUCAUUACUUAUUAUUUUUCACCAUUAAUGUUGUAUUUUUUAUUAAACCUGAUUCAUUCCUGGAGCCAUUCAGCCUUGACUCGUUUGCAUUAAUUAAUAUUUAACAGCUCACAAAAAUAUUUUACAAAUGCACAUCACAUGCAAAACAGAGUCACUUUCCUUUAGAAAGAAUAUAAAUUAAGUACGGACGUAGCACUGCCGUCGGGAAUGAGCUAAAAGAAAUGCUGAUCUUCCCUCAUUUUUCAUGGAAUGUCAUUACUUGUUAGCAUCUUGUUCAAUUAUCUUACAAACAGUUAAUUGGUGAACUCGAUAAAAACUUAAUGUUAACUAAAACGUAAUUUCUAGUUAUGGUUGUAAAAAUUUAUUGUUCUAUAAAUGCUUAAUUAAUCUUCUCUCUUAUUUCCAGCAUGUCCCUCCACUUGGGUGAUGAAAUCUUUGACGUCUACUCCAUGCCUCUUCAGGGUGACUUCAACCACUUGUUUGUGAGGCAAGGCACGGGGCUGCAGGGGCAGUCCAUCUUUAAAACAAAGCUUGUCUUCAGGUGGGUCAUGUAAUAAACCACUUGUUUGUGAGGCAAGGCACGGGGCUGCAGGGGCAGUCCAUCUUUAAAACAAAGCUUGUCUUUAGGGGGGUCAUGUAUUAAACCAGUAUGACCAGCUCAUAAGAUAAUCCUUUGUAGCAGGAACUAGGGAAGAAACUUACAAACAAGACAUGAUUUUAGCUCUCCAACUGAGGAUGAUAAGUGCAUACCUGGUUACUCUUACGAUUUUGGCAUACAAUAUACAGUUUUAAUAUGUCUUUUAAGAUUGUACGCUGAGACCUGUCAGCACUACGAAUCAACAAGAUCGGGUUGACAAAAUAUAAUUCUGUAGUUUUUCAGAUUUAACAAAUUAUUAUUUGUUAAAUACAUUUUCAGUUAAUAGUUCUUUUCUAAAUCCCGUGGUGAAUGGACAGAGAAAUAUGAUAGGUUGUGGACCGUCCAUAAUUAUAUAACGUACUCACUGUAUGUUUAUUUAUUUACUUUUACAAUGCAUUAGUGUUGUAGGAUUUUGAGACUACAUAGUGCUAUUUUAGAAGAUUCCAGGGUAACUGGGUCUAUAAGCUUUUCAUAUAACUAGUAAAAGUGGUUCAUAUCACCAGUAAAAGUGGUUCAUAUAACUUGUAAAAUUGGUUCAUAUCACCAGUAAAAGUGGUUCAUAUAACUUGUAAAAUUGGUUCAUAUAACUAGUAAAAGUGGUUCAUAUAACUAGUAAAAGUGGUUCAUAUAACUAGUAAAAGUGGUUCAUAUCACCAGUAAAAGUGGUUCAUAUAACUAGUAAAAGUGGUUCAUAUAACUAGUAAAAGUGGUUCAUAUAACUAGUAAAAGUGGUUCAUAUAACUAGUAAAAGUGGUUCAUAUAACUAGUAAAAGUGGUUCAUAUAACUUGUAAAAGCGAUUCAAAAAUGGCACUGUAAUAAUAUGUUAAGAAAGCAUCCGUCUUAGAUAACUCAGGUGUUGGGUAACUGUGGUCCAUCAUUAGAUAAGCCAUUUAUAUUUGUCAAUAUUUGUUCUGCUUUUCAAAAUAAUAUGUGUGCAUUGUGAGGGAGAUGUCUCAAAUAUGUUGUUCUAAGAAUAAGCAUGCACAGUUUAUGCUAAGUAAUAUAUAGGCCUCAUUACAUGAUUUAAUCUAUACAUUUUGUUUUCCCAAUAUGUGAGCACAUUGACACUGUGUCCUGUUUCACACCACGCUCAAUGGGAAGUCAUUAGUUCAUGACCUUUGGUCUAGUGCUCAAUCCCAUCUAAUGACCACUGGUUUUCUGGCUUGUUUAGGCCUCAUUCCACAGAUUCAUUCACUCACCGUAAGAUGACCAUGUCACUGGCCGAUAGGACCACAAAGACACAAAAGGUGAAGAUACUGCCCAUCACAGGCCUCGACCCAGAGGCCAACAGAUCUGACAUGCUCAAGGUACGGCCUUUUAUUUUCUGUGCUCCUUUUACAAUGUGUAUUUUAUCUUCACUGAUAAUUUGUAUUUUAUCUUCACUGAUAAUGUGUAUUUAAUCUUCACUGAUAACGCGUAUCCCACAUAUUUAAAACUGAAAUCUCAUUCAAACAGUUUAAUCUCCACAAUUUUCAUCAUCACUAGCUGUGUCUAGUUUGGCAUCUUGAAAACAAAAAAUCAUCAUAUUCCUACAUUAUGUAACUCUUCAAAACUGAUAAACUUUCAAACAGUAAUCAUGUUUAGAUACAUGAAGGGUUGUCUUCUCAUAUCAGUAUGUUCACUGCAAUCUGUUUUAUUUUAUAAACCUUAAAAGAAAGAGGAAGAGAGGCUUCGAGCCUCCAUUCGCCGGGAAAGCCAGCAAAAGCGAGUCAGAGAAAGGGCUCACACACGAGGCCUGACAUCAUCCUACUUGGAGGGUCGGGAUGAAGAUGAGGAUGAGGACGAUGAAUCAUUCUCCAUCAAUGCCAUCAAGAACAAGUACAAGCAGAACAAAGAUGGCAGUAAGUCUCAGUAACUGCCAUAGAAUUUAGAUCUAUUUCCCCAGCAGGGCACUUGUUGUAAAUCUUGACUGCUAAAGGGCAUAAAGGGCAUUUGAUCUUUUCUCAAGCCUGCUGAGCCUAUUGGGGGGGGGGGUUUAUUGACUAUUUAAUUGAACAAGAAGAAACUUUAUUCAAUUUAUACUACUUUUUUUUUCUCCAGAGAGGGCAAACAUUUACUCCAGUGAUGAAAGCGAAGAAGAGAGAGAUAGCCGUAAGAAGGUCAAGAGAGUUCUCAGUGACGAUGUGAGUGACCUUGUGAUAUUUCCUUGACCAGCUUAAUCAACAGUUAUUAACUAUUCUCAGGGAACUUGUGUAUCGAUAGCAAAGAACUGUUGACUUUUUGUUGUUGUUGAUCAGCACAUACCUAUUGAGAAGAGCUCAUCUGUUUAGAAGGUAAAAUGUUGUUGAUCGGCACAUAUGUAUUGAGAAGAGCUCAUCUGUUUAGAAGGUAUAAUGUUGUUGAUCGGCACAUAUGUAUUGAGAAGAGCUCAUCUGUUUAGAAGGUAUAAUGUUGUUUAUCGGCACAUAUGUAUUGAGAAGAGCUCAUCUGUUUAGAAGGUAUAAUGUUGUUUAUCGGCACAUAUGUAUUGAGAAGAGCUCAUCUGUUUAGAAGGUACAAUGCAACUAUUAUUGGGGUUUUUUUAAAAGAUUUCCUCACACCACCUUUGGUUGUCCAUGUGACAAGCCCAAUAAGUAUACCCCAAAAAAGACUGUUCAAAAAGCUCCCAUGCAGCAAUGGUCACUCAUGAAAUGACCAAUAAUGAAAAAGUAAGGUAUUCCAUCAGAAAUAGCCUCUAACAAUCUGAUGCUCACACAGAAAAAGGAAAUAUUCACAUUGAAAAAAAUUAAUGAAAGAAAAAGAAAAAGUUCUGUCUACAUUACAAAAUAAUGUUGAAAAUGUUAUUUAUGUUACAUUUCAAUGUACAUCCUGUUCCAAGCUGAGUUCACACCAUGCUCUUUAUUAGUGAUAAACUCCAGUUGGGAUUAACUCCAUUAGUGAUUAACUCCAUUUGUGAUUAACUUCAUUAGUGAUGAACUUCAUUAGUGAUGAACUUCAUUAGUGAUAAACUUCAGUAGUGAUUAACUUCAUUUGUAAUUAACUCCAGUAGUGAUUAACUUCAUCAGUGAUGAGCUUGUUACUUGAUGUUAUUAUUAAUGGGAAAUCCCAUUCAAUGAAAGCUUGUUACUUGAUGUUAUUAUUAAUGGGAAAUCCCAUUCAAUGAAAGCUUGUUACUUGAUGUUAUUAUUAAUGGGAAAUCCCAUUCAAUGAAAGCUUGUUACUUGAUGUUAUUAUUAAUGGGAAAUCCCAUUCAAUGAAAGCUUGUUACUUGAUGUUAUUAUUAAUGGGAACUCCCAUUCAAUGAAAGCUUGUUCCUGUGUAGAGUUUUGUUGCUGGCUUUUGUUGAGAAGCUUUUAAUGCCGUUAAUGCUGAUUGAUGAAUUCUGAGUUCAAUAUGAAAUAUGGUAACAUCCCCUUGUGUUGUUUGUCUCUGUGCUUGCAGGAGUCGGAGGACGGUGAAGAUUUGUCAUCUAAAAAGAGGAAACCAAAAGCGCUGGAGAGUGACAGUGAAGCUGAGGAGGCUCCUGAUGUGGAAAAGAGUGGAGGAGGAG
Messenger RNA from Lymnaea stagnalis (great pond snail), 10435 nucleotides. NCBI's taxonomy places the organism in Eukaryota, Metazoa, Mollusca, Gastropoda, Lymnaeidae. The record is from the annotation of a GenBank genome assembly.